Molecule: messenger RNA, 4210 nt
Organism: Symphalangus syndactylus (siamang)
Lineage: Eukaryota; Metazoa; Chordata; Mammalia; Primates; Hylobatidae
Gene: EPHA10
Product: EPH receptor A10
Biological process (GO): protein phosphorylation; ephrin receptor signaling pathway; axon guidance
Cellular component (GO): dendrite; plasma membrane
Molecular function (GO): ATP binding; protein binding; transmembrane-ephrin receptor activity
Source: RefSeq, a predicted model, not a curated record
AGCGGUGCUGGGCUGGCGCGGCUUGAGCCGCCGCCGCACUGACAGCUCGGUCUGCGGACUAUGGAGACCGGCACCUGUCCACACCCGCUGCGCCUGUUCCUCUGCCGGAUGCCGCUCUGUCUCGCGCUGCUUUUGGGACCCUGGCGGCCUGGGACAGCUGAGGAAGUCAUCCUCCUGGAUUCCAAAGCCUCCCAAGCUGAGCUGGGCUGGACUGCACUGCCGAGUAAUGGGUGGGAGGAGAUCAGCGGCGUGGAUGAACACGACCGUCCCAUCCGCACAUACCAAGUGUGUAAUGUGCUGGAGCCCAACCAGGACAACUGGCUGCAGACUGGCUGGAUCAGCCGUGGCCGCGGGCAGCGCAUCUUCGUGGAACUGCAGUUCACACUCCGUGACUGCAGCAGCAUCCCUGGCGCCGCGGGCACCUGCAAGGAGACCUUCAACGUCUACUACCUGGAAACUGAGGCCGACCUGGGCCGCGGGCGUCCCCGCCUAGGCGGCAGCCGGCCCCGCAAAAUCGACACGAUCGCGGCGGACGAGAGCUUCACGCAGGGCGACCUGGGUGAGCGCAAGAUGAAGCUGAACACAGAGGUGCGCGAGAUCGGACCGCUCAGCCGGCGGGGUUUCCACCUGGCCUUUCAGGACGUGGGCGCAUGCGUGGCGCUUGUCUCGGUGCGCGUCUACUACAAGCAGUGCCGUGCCACCGUACGGGGCCUGGCCACGUUCCCAGCCACCGCAGCCGAGAGCGCCUUCUCCACACUGGUGGAAGUGGCCGGAACGUGCGUGGCGCACUCGGAAGGGGAGCCUGGCAGCCCCCCACGCAUGCACUGCGGCGCUGACGGCGAGUGGCUGGUGCCUGUGGGCCGCUGCAGCUGCAGCGCGGGAUUCCAGGAGCGUGGUGACAUCUGCGAAGCCUGUCCCCCAGGGUUUUACAAGGUGUCCCCGCGGCGGCCCCUCUGCUCACCGUGCCCAGAGCACAGCCGGGCCCUGGAAAACGCCUCCACCUUCUGCGUGUGCCAGGACAGCUAUGCGCGCUCGCCCACCGACCCGCCCUCGGCUUCCUGCACCCGGCCGCCGUCGGCGCCGCGGGAUCUGCAGUACAGCCUGAGCCGCUCGCCGCUGGCUCUGCGACUGCGCUGGCUGCCGCCGGCCGACUCGGGAGGCCGCUCGGACGUCACCUACUCGCUGCUGUGCCUGCGCUGCGGCCGCGAGGGCCCGGCGGGCGCGUGCGAGCCGUGCGGGCCGCGCGUGGCCUUCGUACCGCGCCAGGCCGGGCUGCGGGAGCGAGCCGCCACGCUGCUGCACCUGCGGCCCGGCGCGCGCUACACCGUGCGCGUGGCCGCACUCAACGGCGUCUCGGGCCCGGCGGCCGCCGCGGGAACCACCUACGCGCAGGUCACCGUCUCCACCGGGCCCGGGGCGCCCUGGGAGGACGAUGAGAUCCGCAGGGACCGAGUGGAACCCCAGAGCGUGUCCCUGUCGUGGCGGGAGCCCAUCCCUGCUGGAGCCCCUGGGGCCAAUGACACCGAGUAUGAGAUCCGAUACUACGAGAAGGGUCAGAGGGAGCAGACUUACUCCAUGGUGAAGACAGGGGUGCCCACAGUCACCGUCACCAACCUGAAGCCGGCUACCCGCUACGUCUUUCAGAUCCGGGCCGCUUCCCCGGGGCCAUCCUGGGAGGCCCAGAGCUUUAACCCCAGCAUUGAAGUGCAGACCCUGGGGGAGGCUGCCUCAGGGUCCAGGGACCAGAGCCCCGCUGUUGUCGUCACCGUAGUGACCAUCUCGGCCCUCCUCGUCCUGGGCUCCGUGAUGAGUGUGCUGGCCAUUUGGAGGAGGCCCUGCAGCUAUGGCAAAGGAGGAGGGGAUGCCCGUGAUGAAGAGGAGCUGUAUUUCCACUUCAAAGUCCCAACACGUCGCACGUUCCUGGACCCCCAGAGCUGUGGGGACCCGCUGCAGGCUGUACAUCUGUUCGCCAAGGAACUGGAUGCGAAAAGCGUCACGCUGGAGAGGAGCCUUGGAGCAGGGCGGUUUGGGGAGCUGUGCUGUGGCUGCUUGCAGCUCCCCGGUCGCCAGGAGCUGCCCGUAGCCGUGCACACGCUGAGGGACAGCGCCUCCGACUCACAGAGGCUCGGCUUCCUGGCCGAGGCCCUUACACUGGGCCAGUUUGACCAUAGCCACAUCGUGCGGCUGGAGGGCGUUGUUACCCGAGGAAGCACCUUGAUGAUUGUCACCGAGUACAUGAGCCAUGGGGCCCUGGACGGCUUCCUCAGGCGGCACGAGGGGCAGCUGGUGGCUGGGCAACUGAUGGGGUUGCUGCCUGGGCUGGCAUCAGCCAUGAAGUAUCUGUCAGAGAUGGGCUAUGUUCACCGGGGCCUGGCAGCUCGCCGUGUGCUGGUCAGCAGCGACCUUGUCUGCAAGAUCUCUGGCUUCAGGCGGGGCCCCCGGGACCGAUCAGAGGCUGUCUACACCACUAUGAGUGGCCGGAGCCCGGCGCUAUGGGCCGCCCCCGAGACGCUUCAGUUUGGCCACUUCAGCUCUGCCAGUGACGUGUGGAGCUUCGGCAUCAUCAUGUGGGAGGUGAUGGCCUUUGGGGAGCGGCCUUACUGGGACAUGUCUGGCCAAGACGUGAUCAAGGCUGUGGAGGAUGGCUUCCGGCUGCCACCCCCCAGGAACUGUCCUAACCCUCUGCACCGACUAAUGCUUGACUGCUGGCAAAAGGACCCAGGUGAGCGGCCCAGGUUCUCCCAGAUCCACAGCAUCCUGAGCAAGAUGGUGCAGGACCCAGAGCCCCCCAAGUGUGCCCCAACUACCUGUCCCAGGCCUCCCACCCCGCUAGCGGACCGUGCCUUCUCCACCUUCCCCUCCUUUGGCUCUGUGGGCGCGUGGCUGGAGGCCCUGGACCUGUGCCGCUACAAGGACAGCUUCACGGCUGCUGGCUAUGGGAGCCUGGAGGCCGUGGCCGAGAUGACCGCUCAGGACCUGGUGAGCCUAGGCAUCUCUUCGGCUGAACAUCGAGAGGCCCUCCUCAGUGGGAUCAGCGCCCUGCAGGCACGAGUGCUCCAGCUGCAGGGCCAGGGGGUGCAGGAUAAUAAAAACUUGUCUGUGAUAUGGUGCCUCUUUGAGUGGCAGUUGCUUGAUGAUUGUAUAGCUGAUGUGGAAGGAUUUCUGCCCCCUUCCUCGAGGACAGGGGUGUCCAGAAUGUGUGUCUGAGAUCUCUCUGCAUAGAGCUCUGGAGGCUGGAAGCCAAGAUCAAGAUGUGCGCAAGGUUGUUUCCUGCUGAGAGCUGUGAGGGAAGCUUCUGCUCUGGGCCUCUCUCCCCGGCUUGCCCGUGGCCAUCUUCCCACUCUGUCUCUUCGAAUCAUCUUCCCUCUGUAAGUCCAAAUUUUCCCUUUUUAUGGAUGCCAGUCAUAUUGAACCGGUCCCUACCAGCCCACCCCUAACAUCCUCAUUUUAACUUAAUCACCCCUUUAAAGGGCCUGUCUCCAAAUACAGUCACCUUCUGAGUUACUGGGAGUUAGGACUUCAACAUAGAGGCCUGGUGGGGGGCACAAUUCAACCCAUAACAGUGACCUUUGUUGUCAGGGCAGAAACCAGAUGAGAGGAUUGGGGAGUGGAGUUUGGGAAUCUUUGAGGAGUCCAGCAAAAGGAGGAAGAGUGGGCUGAGACAAUGACCAGGACAGGCUGCGGGUGUGGGCCAAAGGGUGCAGGGGCAAGGCCUGAGUGCCCAUGCAUGUGAACACAUGUGUACUCAUGGACACACGUGCACGCACACACUUGGACCACGAGUCCUUGCAUGUCUCAGUUGGCUUGCGAGUGCUUCUCCUCUCCCUGGCUCGGGCCAUUCAUGUUCUUUAGGCUGCGGAAGGCGUCUUCCUCCUCUGCAUAGUUCAGGACAUGGGAAGUGCUUAGGGCAAGGGGUAGGAUAGCGGGAAUGGUGAUAAAUAACACCCCUUCCCCCACUGCCUGUGCUCAGAGCCAGUUAAGUACUAAUUCCCCGGGACAGGUGGAGAGCAAAAUAUCAGCUCUUUGAUAAGGCUAACUGGAGAAUGUUGCUUACCAAGUUUCUUUGAAUCUAAGAUGCCAUUGAGUGUAAGAUGUCCUACCAAGAAAGAAACAUCGCAGCCAACUAUGGUGUGCCAUCCAACUGAAAGAGGCAUCCCAGUUUCAGAGAUGUUAACAUGUACGUCUUCAAUAAAUGAGAUGCUGUGCAUCA